CAGAGCGAUGUCAACUCGAAACAGAGUUUUGCAUUGACAAAAGGUAGUUUCUGCAUUCUGAUGGUGAGGUACAUGGACACUUUUGACGUUCCUCCUUUAGCUCAUGGAUCACGUCUCUGCAAAAGUCGAGGCUGGAGUGAAGCGCUCUAAGGUGACAUGAGAAAUGCUCAAAGCCUUCACCGUUUAUUUAGCUAACCUGGGAACAUUUGCGCUGGGAUCGAGAAGACGUUUGCAACUCUCCCACUAAGCCUUAGAUGGAAAAUUACCGACGAGAAUAUCGGGAUAUGGCCAUCCAUGCAUUUCGUCGAGCUCGAAAAACUGCCAACGUUCGCAUUUUACUCCGUGUUUUAUGGUCAGGCAGUUGGACCCCAUGAUCUUGUGUUCCAAGCAUGGAGGAUUCAAACUUUUCACGGCGCUUCCAUUUUGUACCAGGUGGGAACCAAGACUCGGCCAUCCAGGAAUUGAUCUUCACCGCUGUGGAAUUCGUAUCGGACUUGGGCGAGUUCCCUCGUUCCAAAACCAUCCGUGAUCAAAUCCAAUACGUGUCCAAACAUUUCCGCACCAACGAUCUCGUGCUUCCAAUUCCUCAAGCUCGAAAAGACUUCUCGAAGGCCAAGCAAGCGUGGGAACUCGGUCAAACCGGCUCCAUUCGGGCCAUCAACGAAGCCUUACGAUUCUGUCCCAGAACCCAGAGUCUCGUGUGUGAAUUAUAUCUGAAGAGAGCCAUCAUCUCAUAUCAAGAUGGUUACUACGAAAAUGCCAAAGAGGACCUAGUAGAGGCCUUACUCGUUCUGGAUGCCAAAAAUUUCAUUUUGGAACCUGAGACUGUGUUUCGUAUCCAUCACAAAUUGGCCCAAUGCUGGUCCAAGCUCAAAAUAUUUUCCCAAGCCGUUCGAUCUUUGAGAACAGCCCUGGUUCAACUCGCGGAUUGUAAUUUCGGCCAAAGUGAGAAAAGCCAAUUCGAAAACAUGAUUCAAGAGAGCAUUGACAAGUUAUCCAAGAAAACCGAUAGCAAAAGGAAAGUAUCCCCUCGUGAAGGUCUUUCACUGUCCGAUCCGAAACCUGACAACCCUUGUUUGUCCCAAGCUAUCGCAAUUGUCAAUAGUUCACAUAAGGGUCGUUUUGCCAUAGCUGACCGCAAGAUUAAUUGCGGAGAGGUAAUCGUGAUUGAUGAGCCUGUCGUUUCUUUGAUGAACCCGGACGACGAAAAACUCAUGGAUGACCUGUGCGCCCAUUGUCUGCGACAAUGUUCCAACUUUCAGCACCCUUGUCCCCGUUGUAGUACAACGGCUUUUUGUAGUCUAGAAUGCCGAUCCCAAUCCCAACUCGUGCACGGCUUUGAAUGUAAAGUGAAUCUGAACCAAAUCAGAUUGGAAAACACGAGCGAUUCGUUCCGCGUGUUCCUUACCUGGAAGGCAGUCAUUCAAAUCGGUUUGGAAGAGUUCAAAAGGCUGUAUCGAAAAGUGGGGAGAGAUCUAAACGAGCCCGAAAAUGAUCAAGAGCGCAUGUUUCAAAUGAUGACCCACGAAAGAGAACGACACAUUGAGGCUCAUAUCAAGUACAUCAUCGUUGCUUUGUACUUGCACAAACUCCUUGAAAAAGCAGGUGUGUGCACCUCGGAUAGGUUGGAUUGGGAGCUAGUGGAGGCUAUUCACCAUCUGCUACAAGUCCAGGAUGUGAACACUCAUCCCAUUCUCGGUUUAUGCGACGAAGGAGGCCGAAGCUCCGAAGUGGGACUCGCCAAGGUUGGGAACGCGAUCAAUGUCAACAUUGGAUCCUUUAUUAACCAUUCAUGUAAUCCCAACACAUGCCGGAUUAAUUUCGGGCGGAAAUCCGUGCUAGUGGCCACCAGAACUAUUCCAACAGGACAAGAGAUCUCGGACAUUUACAGUAUGCAUUACAGUGAAAUUGGAAGGCAGGAAAGGAGGAAUUGGUUGAAGAGCAUGUUCUUCUUCGAGUGCUCUUGUGAAGCAUGUGAGGGCCAUUGGCCCACCUACGAGGAAUUGGACACAAAUGGGAUAGAACCCAACGUAAUGGAGGAUUUGAAACAAGUGGAAUCCGGAAUAUUUCACGCCCUGAAGAGGCAAGAUUUUGACACUGCCUUCCAGCUUCAUGUUAAAGAUGUUCACAUUUUGGAAAAGGCGGUUAGAGAGCCCAAUCGAAUCUAUAUUUCUGUGCGCAAUAGUCUCCAGUUCUGUUUGUGGAAGAAAUAUGGACAUUUCUGAAGUUCUUCAAUUAUAUCGGAAAAUUCAGCCCGAUUUUGAAGACAGAUACUGUAGAUAUGAAAAAAAAAAUUACCCAUGUUCAGGAUAUCUACCAACAAGAUGGAAGUCCUAAUUUUGGAUGUUGAUCAUUUCUUUCCAUCCUAAUUUUUGGGGUUGAUGAUCAUUUCUUUCCAGCCCAUAAUAUUUAGUCCUUUAGAAAGAGGAUUCGUCAUAUAAUGUAUGUACUCGUAUUCGUCAAAUACAAAAGUCAGGUAAAAUUAUUAA
Tigriopus californicus is the source of this 2489-nucleotide messenger RNA. RefSeq names its product SET and MYND domain-containing protein 4-like. The coding region runs from base 390 to 2225 and encodes 611 amino acids. The record is from RefSeq and is a predicted model, not a curated record. The transcript has a single exon. Gene Ontology annotation, molecular function: protein binding. Lineage: Eukaryota; Metazoa; Arthropoda; Copepoda; Harpacticoida; Harpacticidae.